Molecule: messenger RNA, 3767 nt
Organism: Apus apus (common swift)
Lineage: Eukaryota; Metazoa; Chordata; Aves; Apodiformes; Apodidae
Gene: PCSK2
Product: proprotein convertase subtilisin/kexin type 2
Exons: 12
Coding region: 48-1967 (639 amino acids)
Biological process (GO): protein processing
Cellular component (GO): trans-Golgi network; Golgi membrane
Molecular function (GO): serine-type endopeptidase activity
Source: RefSeq, a predicted model, not a curated record
GCCCGCCGGCGCGGCGGGCUGACUCCGCGGGCGCGCAGCGCGGGGCCAUGCCGGCGGGGCCGCCGCUGCUGCCGGGCGCCCUCCCCGUCCUCAUCCUUCUGCUCUUCCGCGGCGCCCCGGCCCGGGGAGCCGUCUACACCAACCAUUUCUUGGUGGAGCUGCACGGCGGGGGCCAGGCGGAGGCCGAGCGGGUGGCGGCGGAGCACGGCUUCGGCGGGGUGCGGAAGCUCCCUUUUUUAGACAGUGGAUACUUCUUUUAUCACAAUGGCAUUGCCAAGGCCAGGAGAAGACGUAGUCUUCAACACAAGCUUCAUCUGGAAAAGGAUUCCAGGGUAAGGAAAGCUGUGCAACAGGAAGGCUUCAGCAGAAGGAAGCGAGGAUAUAGAGACAUCAAUGACAUUGACAUCAACAUGAAUGAUCCUUUAUUUACAAAGCAGUGGUACCUGAUUAACACUGGUCAAGCAGAUGGGACUCCUGGACUUGACCUUAAUGUAGCUGAAGCAUGGGAGCUGGGAUAUACGGGGAAGGGUGUUACCAUAGGAAUUAUGGAUGAUGGAAUUGAUUAUCUGCAUCCUGAUCUUGCUUCAAAUUAUAAUGCCAAAGCCAGCUACGACUUCAGCAGUAAUGAUCCCUAUCCUUACCCACGCUACACAGAUGACUGGUUUAACAGCCACGGGACAAGGUGUGCAGGAGAGGUGUCUGCUGCUGCCAACAACAACAUCUGCGGCGUGGGAGUUGCCUACAACUCCAAGGUGGCAGGUAUUCGAAUGCUCGACCAGCCUUUUAUGACAGACAUUAUUGAGGCUUCCUCUAUCAGUCAUAUGCCUCAAGUCAUAGAUAUCUAUAGUGCCAGCUGGGGACCAACUGAUAAUGGAAAGACUGUGGAUGGACCUAGAGAGCUAACACUGCAAGCAAUGGCAGAUGGUGUGAACAAGGGCCGAGGUGGCAAAGGAAGCAUCUAUGUCUGGGCCUCUGGAGAUGGAGGCAGCUAUGAUGACUGUAACUGUGACGGUUAUGCAUCGAGCAUGUGGACAAUCUCUAUCAAUUCUGCCAUAAACGAUGGACGGACAGCUCUGUAUGAUGAAAGCUGCUCUUCAACCUUAGCCUCCACCUUUAGUAAUGGGAGGAAGAGAAAUCCAGAGGCUGGCGUGGCUACAACAGAUUUGUAUGGCAACUGCACCCUGCGUCACUCAGGAACUUCUGCAGCUGCUCCUGAAGCAGCCGGAGUGUUCGCCUUGGCCCUGGAGGCUAACUUGGGUCUGACCUGGAGAGACAUGCAGCACUUGACAGUGCUCACCUCCAAGAGGAACCAGCUUCAUGAUGAGGUUCAUCAAUGGCGUAGAAAUGGUGUUGGGCUGGAAUUCAACCAUUUGUUUGGCUACGGUGUCCUAGAUGCAGGAGCAAUGGUUAAGAUGGCAAAAGACUGGAAGACUGUUCCUGAGAGAUUCCAUUGUGUUGGAGGGUCAAUACAGGAACCUGAAAAGAUACCACCAACUGGCAAGCUGGUCCUCACACUUACCACUGAUGCUUGUGAGGGGAAGGAAAACUUUGUUCGAUACCUUGAGCACGUCCAAGCAGUCAUAACCGUGAAUUCCACCAGGCGAGGAGACCUCAACAUCAACAUGACCUCGCCCAUGGGAACCAAGUCCAUUCUACUGAGCCGGCGCCCCAGGGAUGACGACUCCAAGGUGGGUUUUGACAAAUGGCCAUUCAUGACCACGCACACUUGGGGAGAAGACCCCCGAGGCACCUGGGCUCUGGAGAUUGGGUUUGUCGGCAGUCUGCCCCAGCGGGGCGUGCUGAAGGAGUGGACACUGAUGCUGCACGGGACUCAGAGCGCACCGUAUAUAGACCAAAUAGUAAAAGAUUAUCAGUCCAAACUAGCCAUGUCCAAGAAGGAAGAGCUGGAAGAAGAAUUAGAUGAAGCAGUGGAGAGAAGCUUGAAGAGUAUACUGAGCAAGAACUAGUACUGUUCUGCAUGACAGUGUCUUUCCUUCCCCAGAUCCCUCUACUCACCUUUCUACUAUCCAAACCUCUGUGUUAGGCAUAUUACAAUGAUUGUCUCUGUAGCCAAAUUAUCACACUUUCUUGAUUUUAAAGUCUUAUAUCUCGUCAAUAAUUAUUUUAAUUACCACUGAAGCAAUCCUUUUUUUACUCUAAAUCACAAAUAUACUGUCCCCCACCAAAUACUAUGUACAGUUUGUGACUGUAAAUUAUUUUUCUUUUGUGUCAUACAAAUAGGUAAUAACCUGAAAAAAAGUUGAUGGCUUUUCCCUUCAUAUUUUUGUGGUAAAUGUUGUUUGUAUUUAAAAAAAUAAUAAUAAUAAUUUUAACAUUGGCAGUUGGUGAUAAUGGGCACAUUUUUAAAAGUUAUUGUGAGAGAGGGAAUCACAAAGAGGUUGGCUGGAGAGAUCUUUGAACUAGGUGGUCAGUUCUAACGUUCAGACUAACAGCUCCUUCUGCAUUAUUGAUGUCAGUGGGACUUUCCCCAUUGGGUUCAACCAAAGUAGCACUAGACCCUACAAAAAAAAAAUAAUCCAGAGAUGAAAAUUACCAAUCCAAAUUUGCAGAAAUCCAUUUAUUUUGAGAGUUUUCUUUCAACAUACAGGCCAACACUUCAGCCACAGAAGAGUUCAACAGGCACGCAAUAAGGAAGGCAAAGCAAUGCCAAAGCCGGGUGACAUGGGGAAAUGCUUUGCAGACAGGGUCAGGGCAUUCUAGAAGCACAAGUUUUGGGUUGCUUUUUUUUACUAUUAUUUAUUUAUUUUAAAAAUUUUGCCUAUUUAAAUCAAUUUACCAUCUCACAGCAGAGUGAAUGCGUAUGUAGGAUUUCUGUGUGCAAAAGUGCAUUUGCUGGUGUCUAUGCGGUGAUGUGCUGCAGCAGCCUAAGAUGAAGCUGUGUCAGUAUUUCUAACCACAGACCCCUGUUUUCUGGGGUUUACAACCUUGCUGUCAGGAAAUUGCUGUGGGAGAAAUUUGAAGUCUGUCAGUUCAGUCCCAAAGCAAUUUUUUAUUCAAAUUUCAUUUUUAAAAAUAGAGAUUAGUUAUUUUUAUGUUAUACAAAUAUAUUUAGGGAGAAAAAUAUGCCUAAGUUAUUAAUGUGUAGUGCAAAGUUGGGCUUCUUGGGAAAUAAAAUGCAGUGUGUUUGGGAAGAUUUGUUGGUAAUCAUUGCUCUUUGCUGUUUGAAGAAUCAGUCCCACCUUUACUUUUCAUAUGUGAGUAAAGUCAGUUUUUCUUGCCCGUGGAGUCUGCUCUAGCUAUUGCCACAAGAUGUAGCAUUCUCAUCAGUAGGGAUUACUCGUGGUAGUAACCACUAUGUGUUCUCAGGUGUGAGAUACCAAAUUUAAUAAUAAAGGGUCCCAAUUUUGCAAAUAUUUAGGCACGCACUCACAGUAAAGGUCCUCAGUGGACCUACUCAAAUUAUAAUUUUAAGCAGGUGCUUUGGAUCUUUUCAGGAUCUAAGAUCUUUUUAGCUGUGAUGAGUUUCAGAAUUUUAUAAUGUAUUUUUAAUAUGCAGAGUAUUCAUCUAAAACAUUUUCCUAAGAGUUGUCCUGGUCAAUCAGGUGCAUAGUAGUUGAAACACAUUCAAUAUCUAUUUAUCUUAACAAAUUCAAAAUGUAACCCAAAGGUUAAAUAUAGUGCACACAGUUCCCAUAAGAAUGUAUGAUCUGUGCUGUUUUUUCUAGUGAAUAUCCAUCUGUUAUCUUUCUGUAACAGGCCUGUUCUUUCCUUUACUAAUCCAAAUGCAAAAUAAACAGCUCAACUUA